Molecule: messenger RNA, 663 nt
Organism: Trypanosoma brucei brucei TREU927
Lineage: Eukaryota; Euglenozoa; Kinetoplastea; Trypanosomatida; Trypanosomatidae
Product: small GTPase, putative
Exons: 1
Coding region: 1-663 (220 amino acids)
Molecular function (GO): GTP binding; GTPase activity
Source: RefSeq, a predicted model, not a curated record
AUGGCUCCAAACCGACAGUUGCUGAAGAUAAUUAUUCUUGGGGAUAGCGGUGUCGGAAAGACUGCGUUGGUGCAUCAAUAUGUGAAUAAAAACUUUGACAACCGGUACAAGGCGACGAUAGGUGCAGAUUUUCUCACGAGGGAUGUGGAGAUCGAUGGCAAACUUGUCACAUUGCAAAUAUGGGACACAGCUGGGCAGGAGCGUUUCCAGUCACUUGGCUCUGCCUUUUAUCGUGGAGCUGACGCAUGUGUUCUUGUGUUUGACCUUACCGAUUCGGAAUCCUUUUCUCACAUUAAUUCGUGGUUGGAAGAGUUUCGCGCUCAAGCGGGCCAGCGGGAAUGUGUGCUGAUUGGCAACAAAUCGGACCUGACGGAGCGCCGGCAGGUGACCAGUCGCACGGCAGAAGCCUGGUGUGAAUCACUAAAAAAUGGGGAAGGUGGUGAUGCCUCUUUAGGUGCAGCUGCUGGGGAGGAAACGAUGGGAUCCAUUCAAUACUUUGAAGCAUCAGCAAAGGCAAAUGUGGGCGUGGAAGAGGCGUUCUUAACGGUAAGUAAAGCUGCGCUAGCAAAGAAAGCUACUGCGGAAGAGGGGGUGGCGUUGCCGCAAUCCAUCAGAUUGGGCCAACAAAGGCCUAGUACAAAGAAAAGCGAUUGUGCGUGCUAG